GAACAUUUUUAUUGACUUCCAAAACUGCUUAAGAAAAGGGACUCAUGAGGCCAGGGGUUGCCAAUCCGGCCCCCGAGGACCCCAUUUGUAGCCCCCAGUGUGCCAGAGCAGUUGGAAUUUUAUUGCUUUUUUAAACAUUUGCAUAUCACGAAGCAUCUUCUUCAAAACCAAAGCAUAGUCGGUUCCCACCAAUUCUCAUCUUACCAAAUAUCCGACCGGUAAGAAUAAACAACACUGAUGACCAAAAGAGAGCAUCUCUCCAAGGUCCUCCCUCAGCUUGCGUUGCCCCCACCCCCAAGCGUCCACUGGGAUGAUGACAAAUUUUAGUCAAUGUGCGCUCCUGAGGGGUGGAGACAGCUUCAGCCCGCUGCCUUAAACGACCCAUCGGUGCCAUAACCACAGCCUCCAGCCACCGAACGAGUUUGCGCUUCUGUGUUCAAAAGAAAACAAACGGUGAAGCUUUGGGAUCUUAAUGUUGUACCAUGUGUAAAGGACUUGCAACACUUCCUGCAACAUGCCUGAAAAGUGCCAAAGACAUCAAACACAAAAUAAGCUUCUUGCUGCACAAGCAAGAGUCUCAAGAAGUGGACCAAAAGCAGACAAAAGAAAAGAAUGAAGAAGCUGCAGAAAGGGUGCCAACUGCUGCCGAGGUGGAGAAAUGGAAGGAAUCGUUCAGCAAUGUAAUGAAGUCUGAAUUGGGUCGUGCAGUCUUUAUGAGCUUCCUGAGGUCAGAGUUCAGCCAAGAGAACAUGCAGUUCUGGCUUGCUUGUGAGGACUUCAAGAACACUCCAGCAUGCCAGUUGGAGAAGAAAGCAAAGUCCAUCUACGGGCAGUAUGUGGCCCAAGACGCUCCAAACGAGGUGAACCUGGAAGGUGUGACCAGAGAGGAAACACGCCAGAACGUCAUGAGCGCCUCUCCCCGAUGUUUUGAUGAGGCUCAGAGGAGGAUCUACCUCUUGAUGGAGAAAGACUCCUACAGACGUUUCCUGCACUCCAAAUGGAUCCUCGAUUUGAGUCAGGCCAACGCUUCUGUUGUGCGGAAGAAACCAAAAAGUGACUGCGCCGCGGUGGCGACCGGGCAGGAACUGGCGGGCGGUGCCUAGACGGGAAGGAAGACGGGAAGAACGUUUCAACAACUUGCAUGCAAGAAGUUGGUCGUGCUGUUAGCAAGGUUUCAAGAGCACAUUUUGAUGUUCAGAGAA
Molecule: messenger RNA, 1202 nt
Organism: Syngnathus acus (greater pipefish)
Lineage: Eukaryota; Metazoa; Chordata; Actinopteri; Syngnathiformes; Syngnathidae
Product: regulator of G-protein signaling 4-like
Exons: 5
Coding region: 483-1103 (206 amino acids)
Source: RefSeq, a predicted model, not a curated record